Molecule: messenger RNA, 804 nt
Organism: Trichoplax adhaerens
Lineage: Eukaryota; Metazoa; Placozoa; Uniplacotomia; Trichoplacea; Trichoplacidae
Exons: 6
Biological process (GO): protein phosphorylation
Molecular function (GO): protein kinase activity; ATP binding
Source: RefSeq, a predicted model, not a curated record
UAUCUAAUUGGUAAAAGAAUUGGCCAAGGUUUAUUUGCUGCCAUUCACGAAGGCUUACACAUUGUUACCGGAGAGAAGGUAGCUAUUAAGGUUCUGGAUAAACAAAAAUUGCGGAAUGACUUUUAUGCUAACAGACACUUAUAUCGUGAAGCUAAAAUUCUUCGAUAUAUCAGUCAUCCUCGCGUGGUUCAACUGCUAGAAACUUUUGAAACAGACAAUAACUACUACCUUACUAUGGAAUUAAUUUGUAAUACAUCUUUGGCGGACAUUCUGGAGGAGAACGGGAAACUGUCUGAAGAUCGAACCAAAAAGUAUAUUAAGCAAAUAAUUGAAGCGACUGAUUAUUUACACGCACAAGAUAUAAUCCACCGAGAUUUAAAGCUUGAAAAUAUACUAGUUGAUGAAGAUGAUAGCAUUAAAAUUAUUGAUUUUGGACUUAGCACUUUUACGAAAACUCGGCGUGAAAAAGCCAAUGUAUUCUUUAUUCGUAAACUGUGUCAGUCUCAAUGCGGUUCGCCAGCCUAUACAGCUCCAGAGUUAUUAGCAAUUGAUGAGUAUGGUCCUAAAGCGGACAUAUGGAGUAUAGGUGUCGAUAUGUUUGCUAUGCUUACAGCAUCGCUGCCAUUUACUACUCAAUCAGCCGAUAUUAAAGAACUUCAUCAAAAGAUCAUGAGUUUUCAAAUCAACCCCGUUCCAGACAGUCUCUCUGAAGAUGCGAUCGAUUUAAUGUUCAAAUUUCUAAGUGUGGACCCAAGAGAAAGAAUUUCACUUUCAAAUGCUAGGAAACAUAAGUGGCUAAGCAAU